Entamoeba nuttalli P19 is the source of this 246-nucleotide messenger RNA. RefSeq lists its product as hypothetical. The coding region runs from base 1 to 246 and encodes 81 amino acids. The transcript has a single exon. Lineage: Eukaryota; Evosea; Mastigamoebida; Endamoebidae. The record is from RefSeq and is a predicted model, not a curated record.
AUGAUAGCAAGUUUAUUAUUUUAUGUAGUAUGUUGUGUUGCAACAGAAGACCAUAACGCAUUUGAUAUGAAAUGGUUCCCAUAUGAUACACAUGGUGAAUUUUUUAUUCAUCCAUUCUUUUCACUACUUGUUUGUAUAGUUGCUAUUGGAGUAUUAUUACUUCCAUGUUUAGUACUAAUGAAUCUGGAAUUAUACCAACAACACAAACAACAACAGCAACAACAACAAUGUGAAAUAACGAAGUAA